UCAAGGACGCACAAGUUAUGGCAUGGAUUUUGGGAUCCGUUGAACCCAACAUCAUCUUGAACCUUCGAUCUUCUCAGACUGCAGCUCAGAUGUGGACAUACCUGAAGAAGGUCUACAGUCAACAAAACACUGCUCGUCGUUUCCAGCUUGAACAUGAAUUGGCCACUCUCCAACAGGAUAGUCUUUCUAUCUCUGAUUUUUACUCUAGAUUCACUAAUCUUUGGGCUGAAUACACUGAUAUAGUUUAUGCUGACUUACCAUCCGAAGGUCUUAGUUCUGUUCAAUCUGUCCAUGAAACUACUCAGAGGGAUCAAUUUCUAAUGAAACUAAGGUCUGAAUUUGAAGGCACCAGAUCCAAUCUUAUGAACCGAGAAUCUGUCCCCUCCUUAGAUACAUGCCUAAAUGAUCUUCUUCGCGAGGAACAGCGCCUUCUCACUCAAACCACCAUGGAACAACGACGAUCUACAUCUGUUCCUGUAGCCUAUGCAGCACAAGGCAGGCCACGAAGCAGGGAUAUGAGCACUGUUCAGUGCUUCUGUUGCAAGGGAUUUGGUCAUUAUGCUGCAAACUGUCCCCGAAAAUUCUGCAACUAUUGCAAAAAGGAUGGCCAUAUCAUCAAGGAAUGCCCAACUCGACCCCCCAAGAAAUCGGAGACAGCAUAUACUGUCUCAGUUGGCUCUUCUAGUGCGGGUAGUUUGGUGAAUACAACACAAAGUGCUCCUGCUCCUGCUCCCGUUUCAGUCCAACCCGUGACCCCUGACAUGAUUCAACAAAUGAUCAUUUCUGCAUUUUCAGCUUUAGGACUCUCAGGAUCAACAGUCAGGGCGGAUGAUCGCGAGGGGGCCUAAAGUGGGACGUCUUUUUCCUCUUCAAUUUCCUUUGUCUUCUUUUUCUUUGCCUUUUGUCGCUUGUAAUUCUGCUCAUGUUGAUUACCGAGCGUGGCAUAAACGUCUCGGACAUCCAAACUCUAAUGUACUUCAUGCUUUAUUGAAAUCUGGUUUUCUUGGGAAUAAUGAAACACCAUCUCUUAGUGUUGUUCA
This is a messenger RNA of Magnolia sinica, 1040 nucleotides long. RefSeq lists its product as uncharacterized. Bases 18 to 848 code for a protein of 276 amino acids. The transcript has 2 exons. Lineage: Eukaryota; Viridiplantae; Streptophyta; Magnoliopsida; Magnoliales; Magnoliaceae. The record is from RefSeq and is a predicted model, not a curated record. Gene Ontology annotation, molecular function: zinc ion binding; nucleic acid binding.